This is a messenger RNA of Ectocarpus sp. CCAP 1310/34, 3434 nucleotides long. Lineage: Eukaryota; Phaeophyceae; Ectocarpales; Ectocarpaceae. The record is from the annotation of a GenBank genome assembly.
CCCCCCCUCCCCUCUCACUCACUCUCUCCGCUCACCACUACUCGCUCGCCCCUCCCUCCCUAGGUGCCAGCCCUCCGCCCCCAACCAUCAACACCAUGAACCCGUCCAUGCACAAGUACCAGGCAGUGCUGCUGGCCUGCGCGUUGUUUCUGGCGGCCGUCUGGGUCGGCACGCAGUCGAAGAACAGAAGCAGCAGCAGCACUACUUUUGCUGGCGCCCACAAUCUUCGCAGCACCAAGAGCCACGAGAAGCACCAGGAGGCGCGCGGCGACGGACUGACCAUGCCGGCUCACGUGUCAGCCCCCAAGACCAACUCGUUCAGCGCUGUGACUAUACCCUCGCCCAGCAACAGCGAGGAAAAGGCCAACACGAACACGGAGGACUACGUCUGGCCAGGGGAGUUCGCGCUCGAAUCCUUGGAGUCUUUGAAGGAAGACCUGUCGUACGACUUCGGCUCGUUCGCGUACGAGCACUAGCCUUCUUCCCGGCCGACACCACAUAAUUAACAAUGAGCUGAGUCAAGAGGAAGCCUUGGAAUCGUCUGGAAUCUCUCGGCGUGCGUACCGCCCCGACCGUUGAUUGAUCCGGUGCGGUUGUCUCCUCGAGCGUCGUCCAAUCGUCACUCGCCCACAUGGAGGAUGUAAACAGUCGCACCCCGUGCCCAGGUUCUGUUGCUGCGUGUUUUUGUCGUGUUGAGUUUUGUAGUUUGUUUCUCUCUCGGGUGGACACGGAAGAGAUGGACCGCUUGUGGCCACACUUGAAGAGGAAAAUUUCCCCUCUUGGUUGGGCUAUAUCUUAGUGCCGGCCUUUUGAUGAGGUUGCUUCUCUACUUCACUGUCUGUCCCAUCUUGUACAGUGUAGGAAACGAGCGUUCCUUGUUUUCUUGAAGGCGUCGAGUUCCUUGUAUUUGCGAAGGUGUCGAGUACGACAUGAUACAUGCAUGGUCUGACAUGAUGUGGUCUGUCUGCAGAGUAGUACGCCGAGGAGUGCAAGGACGGACGGAAAUAUAGCUUUCUCAUCCCUUUGGGUAACGGAGCGAGACCUCAGGCACUGAAUCUCUGUCCGUACUUGUGCGACCUAUCCGGUCGCGUUCUUGUGUUGCUCGGGACAUCAUGCUCGUAUGCUGAUGUCGCGAUUGUGUCCAGUCUAACUGCUUUGCUAAAGACUGCACCCUGUACUUUUCUGUAUAGCUUAGUUUUUCAUGCUCCUUUGGGGAGUGUGAACGAAUGCUCUCAAUUUUUCCGACCUUGGAGAUUCUGAAAGGGCGGCUGGUUGGUGUACGGGGAGUAUUCCUGUCUUCAAGACUCGAUUUCGAAGUUGACGUUGUUGCAAACGUGCAGCUAGGACCGGUUGGUUGCCGCUCAUCGGGAACGUGGGCGGGUAGAGGGUGGACCGCGUUGUUGGUGCCAACAAACUUGCCGCUGUAUGAAACUGGUGAGAGAGGGUGGGUUCACUGGCUCACGUUGGCUGCUCUUUGCUAAAACGUAUGGUUGCUGGCUAGCUGUGGGUGCUGCUGAGACGAGAAACGAUCGUGGCUCGGUCGCCUCUGUCGCGUGUUGAGAUUCCACCCCUGCUGAGCCAAGGUGGUAUGUGUUCACUGAGCACAUUUUUUUUAUUAUGUCGUCCAGAGAAGUAGGUUUCGCGAGUUGGGCGGGUACUACAUGUGGUUGGACACGCGGCUUGGGAGGAGAAACAAACGUGAAGAGCUUGUUUCAUGCUCGGGAGAGUACAACACCAAAUCGGCGAACGAACGUGUUACAUAUUUUGCUGUGACUUUAUGAUAGGACGGGGGGCGUUGAAAUUGUCGAGGCGAACGUAGGUACGUAUGUAUGGCACCAUAUUUUCACGUCUCGUGACGAGGCGUAUUAUACUUUUUUCGGUCUUUAUUUUUAUCGGUUUAUUAUUGAAAUUCAAUGCGUGUUUUUUCUUGUCGGGAACCACAACGACUUUUUUGCAUGUCACCACAUUCCACUGGGGAAGGUUGUAUCUUAAUGAAGUACGUUGUAGUAUCGUAAUGAAGUAGUACGUUGAGACACGCGUGCGGUUGGCUAAUUCAACCUCCACACAGCACGUGUAGCGCGACAAUGAAAGGAACGGGUGAACUUGCAAUCAUUGUGCAUGAUCUCUUUUGGUUGGUGGUUCAUGUGGGCCCGCUCGUGCAUCAAGCCUGUUGUUUGCCGAUCAAUUUAUCUACUACAUAUGCGUGAGCGACCGCUAGCCCGCGCUGUCGCGAAGGAUAUAGAUCUGUCUAUUAUCCAUGUCUUGCUUCUUUUCGUUCUGAAAAGGCUUCAGGUUCUGUUGCGACAACCUGACGGUUCACUGGAACAACGCAUGGAUCUAUCCAUCUGCUGGCGUCGCCGCAACGGUAAAACAUCGAUAUAUUAGUGAAGUACGUUGUAGUAACGUCAUGAAGUACGUUUGAGGCCCGCGUGUGGUAGCUGUUUCAACCUCCCCACAGCACGUGUCGCGCGACAAUGAAAUAAAUAGGGUGAACACUAUGUAAACUGUGCAUUAUCUCUUUAAGUUGGUGGUUCAUGUGGACUCUUGUAUCAGGUAUCGUUUGCCGAUCAAUUCAUCUACUACAUAUCUAUGCGUGAGCGACCGCUAGCCGGCGCUGUCGCCAAGGACAUAGACUAAUCUGUUUAGUCUAUCCACGCCUUCCUUUUUGUUCUGAAACGGCUUCAGGUUCUGUUGCGACAACCUGACGUGCACUGGAACAACGCAUGGAUCUAUCUAUCUGCUCGCGUCGCCGCAACCGCAAAACAUCGAACUAACUGCAAAUGAGUAUCUGCUGUAGAUUAUCCAUGCAUCCCUGUGUCUUCUGGUGUUGUUCUGUUUUCGCACAUACUCUGGCCCUAUGUACAAGCAAGCAUCCUCGUCUGUCUCUUAUCACGUUCACCGCGAGAAAGGCUCAUGAACGCGAAUUGAGUCCCGUCUCCGACCAAGAAAUGGAGUCUGUAUCCCCUACCUACAGUUGCACAGAUGGAAGCAGCCUUAAGUUUUUUAUGGUUUUCCCGGUUGAAGGUUUGUUUGUGUGCCCAGCGUGAGAUCAGCCCUGGUGAUCUAGCUGAUGGACUCCGGCGAGUCCAACCAAAGGGGGAGUUGUUGUUGUUGUUUGUUGUUUGUCUUCACAUUAAACCGUAUGUCAGUUGCUAAAUGCCAAAAUCUAGCAAAAGACUCUCAGCCCGUGGUCACGAAAGUGCUAGAGCCAUCUGAGGAUCUAAAGAACACGCACACAUCCGACGAGAAAAAGGUAUGCAAGAGCCCGAAGAGGUACACCUAAAAAUCCCUGCAGCACCGUAUGCGUGCCCAAAAACUGAACUGCACGUCCGUCCCACCGUUCGACUACAGUAGCAUCACCCCCUCCCUGUCCCACUCUAUACCAAAACGGAAGAUUGCCGACUACAGCAUAAUGCUGUCUGAAGUGCUGUCUG